Tetrahymena thermophila SB210 is the source of this 3750-nucleotide messenger RNA. RefSeq lists its product as hypothetical. The transcript has 7 exons. The record is from RefSeq and is a predicted model, not a curated record. Lineage: Eukaryota; Ciliophora; Oligohymenophorea; Hymenostomatida; Tetrahymenidae.
AUGAACUCUCCACAUUCAUAGUAGUAGUAGAACAAAGCUAAAGAUUUUAAUUCUUACAAUCAUAUAAAUCUUUAAGAAACUUAUUAUGCGGGAGCCAACCAUUAGGGUGGUUAUGAUUCAAAUAAUAAUAAUAAUAAAAAAGGUAAUCUAAUGACUGAAGAUAAAGUAUUAAAACAUUAAAGAAAAAAUAAUCAAGAUAAAGAGUAAAUUAAACUGGAUAAUUAUUCUGCACAUAGUUUAAGAGAGGACACAGAAAGCAAAAAUAAUUUAGAUAAAAAAGGAUACGAAGAAGAUGUUAUUAGUGAUGAAUUAUCAUCUUAAGGAAAUUUAACUCCAAAUCAUAAAACGAUUGAAUAUUCUUAAUCACAAAUUGAAAAGAUAGAUUCUAGCUAAAAUGUAUCUAGCUCUCAGGCUAAUAAACUAACAACAUUAAUGGAUGAUUCACAAGAUUAAAAAGUUAAUAAAAUUCUAUUCAUGAAUUAUUAGGAUAAAAAUUAUAUAGGUAAUUAUAAUUUAAACAAUAAAGUUAGUGAUAACUUUAUUAUACAAUAUGAUGAAAACGAAUCAAUUCUUUCUGAAUAAAAUAUUACCAAUUAAAAUUAUUCUAGUUCCUCUAUUCCUUAAACUAUUUAGAAAAUGUUAAACUAGCAAUAGUUGCAAAGCUAAUAAAAGCAAAAUUAUUAAUAGCAGACAUAAAUUGGUUAGUUAGAAAAUGAAAAAGGUGGACAUUAAGAUAAUUUAUUAAGCAGCAUAAAGGCUGAGUAAAGAUAAGACGAUGCAGUCCAUUUCUAAUUUGAAAAAUCCUCUAAGUAUUUUUAAAAAUUUUUAAAUGGAGAAAAUUUAAAUGAUAGCUCAAUGAUGUAAAGUUCUUCUAUGCUUUUUGAUUACCCUCUUUAGCAAAGAACCAAUUCCAAAGAUAUGCAGAGUUUUAUUUAAGAUCUGCAAAAUUAAGAAACAACUAAUUUAAGAGCCUAAUUAAAUGAGUCUACAUAACGUUACAAACAAACGUUGACUUAGAACAAAAUUUUGAUUGAUGGUUACGAAAAGCUAAAGUAAUAAGUCGACGAUCUAUAAAAAUAAGUUAACAGUUAUCAAGAAAAGUAAUAAAUAAAAGAUGAAAAUUAGACCAAUCAACGCAAUAAGAAAGAAGAAAAUAGCUUUAAUUCCCCUUCAGCUGGUAAAUAAAAAGAUGAUAGAACUUCUCAUAAUAGAUCAGCUAGCCAUUCUUAAAAACACGAGGAGCUGCAAAAACAACUGCAGGAUGAAAUUGUUCAAAAAUAAAAUCAAGAAAUAGAAAGUUUAAGAACAAAAAAUUUAGAAUUGAUGCAACAAAAAGCUGAGUUAGAAAAUAAUAUAAAAUCAUCAAAUUUUAGGAUCCUUGAGCUGCAAUCACAGUUGAAUGCCAAAGAUGUUAUUUUGAAGGAAAAAAAUCAGGAAAUAAAAAAGCUUUAUUUACAAAAUGAAACACUGAAGUUAGACCUAAAGCAUGUUUAAUCUUUCAAUGGAUUAUUAUCACCAAGUACAAAGAAAAUCCAAGAUAAGAUAGGACAUAAUAGCAUAAAGUCUCCUAAACAAUAAACAUCUCAAAGAAAGGGGAGCUUUUAUUCAGAAAUAAACAUUUAAGCUUAAAGAGAGAAAGCAGAUCAUAGUUAAUUAGAAUAUUAAAAGGAGUUAAGUGUAAAAUCUGCUAAUAUUCCAAGAAAAGUGGGAAUAAAUAAAAUUUAGACAGAGUAAAGCUAAAUUUUAAAAGAUGAAAAGUUUAACAAAAGCAUGAAUUAAUAUUACACAAAUAACAGCUCCACAAAAAAUUAAGGCUAAAAUAAUUCAACAACUUAAAAAAUAAGCAUUGAGAAAAUUAGUUCGGAAAUUAAGUAACUUAAAAACUCAUUAAUGAGCACUGAUAGCUUGCUUAGAACUUAACGUACAAAAAAUUAAGUUUUAAGUGAAAAAGUUUAUCAGGCAGAAAAAAUAAGAUCUAAUUUAGACUAAAUACCAAAGCAGUCAUCAGAGUCUUAAAAUAUAAAUAAUUAGAAUUAGCUCUAUUCAAGAACAACAAAGCCUCAUAGUCAAAAUAAUGAAAACAGUUAAUAAGAAUAAGAUACAAAUCUUUCUGCAUCUUAAAAAAUAAAUGAUCAAAAUAAAAAUUUAGCUGCAACUUAGUUUAAAACUGUAUUUAACAAUUAAGUAAAUCAAAAAGAAUUUUAAAAUGAAAUGGAUAGAAUAAAUAACAAAUAGCUUAACGAGACAAGCCAGAGUGAGAUUCAUGGAGCAUCAAGUUAUACUCCUAGGGAUUUAUCACAAAAUAUUCCUACUCCAAUGAGGAAUGCUAUUCCGAUAUUUUAAGAAAAAUCUUAAUACGAAGAACAAUAAAUUAAUUAACCAAUUUUUAACUAGGAGUCUUAAUUUACUUUAUAAAAUUAAACUUUGUAAGAAAGCCGUAAAGAAAUUGUAAAUUAGUAAAUUCAUGCAAAUUAAAAUUACCCUCCAAAUGGCUAUAUGAAUUAGUUUUAGCAAUAAUAAAUGUAUGAAUAAUAACUUGAGCUAGAAUAACAACAACAUUAUGAUCUUCAAUAAUAGAAUAAUCAAUAAUAAUAAUAACAUAAUUUAUAAUAAUAGCAAGCAUAGUAUAUCCAAGGACCAAACAUACAGUAACCCAAUUAUCCAUAAAAUUAGUCAACUUAAAAAUUAAAAAACCUGCUUAAUGAAUAGUAUGAUAAUUUUUCUUAAAAUUCUAGAUUAGCAGUGAAUUAAAAUAUCUAGAGUAAUCAGCAUCCUUCUCAAAAUAUGCUUUACUUCAACCAAUAAAAUUCAAACAAUAUUAGCUAAAAUUAAAUUUUAUCUGCAGAUUAGUCACAUAGUUAAUUUAGUAACUUACUGAAUAAAAGAGCAAUGAGUAGUUAGUAGUUGUAUCCUUAAAAUGUGUAGCAAUAACCUCAGACUCUUAAUAAAUCGAUGUAAAAUUAAAAUUAAAUCCUUACAUAAACUCCUCAGCAUCAGCCUUUUGAAAGAUAGCCCAGUUAAAAUCUAUCAGAUAUACCAAUUUAAGAUAAAUAGAUAAGCAAUAACGGAUACCAAUAAUACAAUAAAGUUCAAUAGGUAUAAUUAGUACCGAAUAAUCCUUAUUAGCAAAUGUUCUUUUAGUAACGAACUUCUACUCCUCAAAUAAAUAGCUAAUUUAAUUAAAUCACUACUCCUUAAUCUCCCAAUUAGCUUCACCUAAAUUAAUCUCCAAACUAACUUGUCUUGAAUCAGUCUAUGUAAUCAAAUUAAUAUCAGUCAACAAAUUAGUAGUAAAAUAGCUUAAAUAAUGCGUACUAAAUUGGAUUAAGUUAACAAGCAAAUAAUCCACACUCUAUUUAUUAGUCUAACAAUUUACAUAAUCAUUAACAAAACUCAUCUACAAACUACUUCCAGCCUACCAACAAUACUUUACAAUAGUCAUAGAAUUUCUCUUAAAAUUAAUUUUAAUUUUCUAAUUAUCUAAGUACAUUUCCUAACAGUCAAAAUAGGUCUUCUGUAAAUACAAUCUCAUCUCUAAAAGGAGAAAAUUUAAAAAAGUUAAACUAGUAACUUGUUGAGCUUGAGCUUGAAAAAAAUUUAAUUGAAACAAAAAUUAUGAAAGAGUAAAGCAAAAAAUACGGUCAAGGAUUGAGCAGAAGUGCUGCAAUAAUAGAUUUGAAUAAUAAACUUUAGCAAAUUAAUAGUUAAAUUGAAGAAAUAAGAUAUAUGAUGAUGGAAUAGGCAAUGUGA